Lasiodiplodia theobromae is the source of this 2508-nucleotide messenger RNA. Its product is annotated as FAD binding domain containing protein. Lineage: Eukaryota; Fungi; Ascomycota; Dothideomycetes; Botryosphaeriales; Botryosphaeriaceae. The transcript has 5 exons. The coding region runs from base 1 to 2508 and encodes 835 amino acids. The record is from RefSeq and is a predicted model, not a curated record.
AUGGACAGCCCAACCAGAGAGAGCAACAUCUUCGUCCACGACGUGGUCAUCGUAGGGGCUGGCCCUUGCGGCCUCGCAGUUGCUGCUCGUCUGUGCGAGCACACCCCCUCUGCAAUCUUCACUGACGAAGAGCAUCAGCGCUACCAUUGGAUUCGCAAGCAUGGAGCAAGAAUGAGCAUCAAGAACAGGAAGAACGGCCAAGUCUCGCAGGCUGCUCCCCGACUUGGACGACGAUACUCUACUUUGGUGCUUGACGCAACCGGCGAUCAGUGGCUAAGCCGGUGGAACAAGCUGUUCAAGACGUUCGAGAUCACAAACUUGCGGAGUCCCAUGUUCUUCCAUGUCGACCCCGGAGACAGGGACGGUCUGCUGGCAUACGCUCACGAACAGCACCGGGAGAACGAACUUGUGGAGAUCAGGGAGUGCGUUGGCAAAGAGAUCAGUAAACAUCUCAGGAAGCAGAGGGCCAAAUCUCGCAAGGCCCACUCCGAAGUCGUCGUUGACGAACGCGACCGCAAAGACUACUUCACACCUUCUCGCCCUUUGUUCUCAGAACAUUGCGAAUGCAUAGUCGAUCGGUACGGCCUCCGCGAUGGUUUGAUCAAGCAGGAACAAGUCCAGGAUAUCGAAUAUGGUUACGUUCGCGACGUCUCGGACAUAGAUAAGGUUUUCACACUUCGGACCAACAACGGAGUGCACCAUGCUAGGGUAGUUGUCCUUGCAGUAGGGCCUGCCAAUGCUCCAAGCAUCCCGGGCAUCAAUCCUGAGCAGGGUUGCCCACAGAUGUGUCACACCAUGCAGAUCCAGCAGUUCCCUGAUCCCGUCGUCGCGGCAAAGCUCAAGGCUAAAGAGCAGACCAACUUGUUGGUGGUCGGUGGUGGUCUGACCUCUGCCCAGAUCUCGGACAUGGCGGUUCGAAAGGGUAUCACGAAAGUCUGGCAUUUGAUGCGAGGCCCAUGCAAGGUCAAGCCGUUCGAUGUGGACCUGGCUUGGUUGGGCAAGUUUAGGAAUAUCGAGCAAGCUGCCUUCUGGUCUGCCGACACGGACGAGGAACGUCUUGAGCAGAUCAAAUCGGCCCGUGGUGGAGGCAGCAUCACCCCGAUCUUCCAAAAGAUUCUCAAAAAGCACAUAGCUCGCGGGACUGUUUCGCUUCACACGGACACGGUCAUCAAGAGCAAGUCGUACAAUGCUUCCACUCAGACCUGGACGGUCGACACUGAACCUCCAAUACCUGAGCUUCCACCGAUUGAUUACAUUUACUUCGCCACGGGCAUCCAGACGGACUUCACGACCUUGCCGCUCCUCAAGUCAAUGAAUAGGGACUACCCUAUCCAUGGGCACGGAGGACUGCCGUGUCUGAAUGAUGACCUCAUGUGGAAGGAUGAAGUGCCCCUGUUUGUCACUGGCAGAUUGGCCAGUCUGCGACUUGGCCCGGCUGCACCUAAUCUCGCAGGAGCACGUGUCGGAGCAGAGCGCAUAGCUUGGAGCAUUGACGACGUGCUGGCGAAGAGUCCCGAACAUGCGGAGGGGAAUGAUGAGACGCUCGACUACGCCAGUGCAAGAGGGAACAGAAGCACCGCGCCCUCCUCCUCAUCCCUCCGCCGCCCGUUCUCGCUCGCCUCCCGCACCGCGCAACAAUCACGGUCGCCAUCGCAAUCCGAAGCACCCACGUCGCCCGCCAGGCUCGACUACCCCCUCGGCGCGCAGCAGGCGCAGCACACAGCGCCCGGCAAUGCCUACGCCAGCGCGUCGGCGGGCGGGCCGUCUCACGCGACCAUGAGCCAGGUCAUCGCGCAGGGCCUGCACGGGCGCGCCGGCGACAGCACCGAGACGUACGUCGCGUACGGCGGCACCGAGAUGCUGUUCCGUGAGUGCGCGCGGCAGGCCGACUACCGCGUCGAGAAGGAUGCCGAGGGCGAUGCGCCGAAGACGGCGAAGGGAGAGGAUCUGGGCGUUGGGGAGGGGUGGUGGUAUGAAGGACUGGGUCUUACGCCGACUUUCAACACCUGGGCGCAGAUAACGUUCCUUCACAUGUACAUUUUGACGACGCAUAUCAGGAAAUUCCCAAAGGAGCACGCGCCGGCGUGGCAUCAGCACCUGCUCGACCACUUCUUCUACGAGGCGGAGAACCGUAUGGUCAUAUAUCACAACAUGCAGGCGCGAGGCAUCCGCAACAGGUACCUGCAAGACCUGUUCAUUCAAUGGCGCGGCGUCAUGGCUGCGUACGAUGAGGGUCUGGUGAAGGGCGACGCUGUGCUGGCGGCGGCGCUGUGGAGGAAUAUCUGGAAGGCAGAGGAGAUCAACGCUACUGGACUCGCUGCCGUAGUGAGCUACCUGCGGAGGGAAAUUAAUAGGUUGGAGCAAAUCACAAUCUCGGACUUCACUAGUGGUCAAAUCACUUUUGGUGGCCCCGAGCAAGAGGAGGCGGUUGUAGCGGAAGAAAGCCCUCAGAUAUCGGAGCCGUUUACGGCUACGGAGUCUGAGCAUACGGAGGAAGCCAAAAAUUAG